This is a messenger RNA of Penicillium expansum, 372 nucleotides long. RefSeq lists its product as uncharacterized. Bases 1 to 372 code for a protein of 123 amino acids. The record is from RefSeq and is a predicted model, not a curated record. The transcript is spliced from 2 exons. Lineage: Eukaryota; Fungi; Ascomycota; Eurotiomycetes; Eurotiales; Aspergillaceae.
AUGUCAAACUUCUCAGGCUCGGGUCAUUCCAGCGUUGGAAACCCCAGUAUCUACGAAGCAGGCGAUCAGCGCAACGCCCCAUUGUCUGAGCUCCAACAGCGCGCCCGUUAUGCAGAGGGGAUGCCUCAUAGCCACAGUAACCUUGAUUCCAAGGACGGCCGCUCCAUUGCCAACAAGCUUGCCUCCCAGGAGAACAAGCCCGACUCCUCCAAGCAUCACAGCGAGAAUAACCCCGAGGCUGAGUUGAGCAAGCAAGAUCCUACCAAGCCUGCUAGGUUGCAUGGUAAUGCUCCCUCCAAGGGUGCUCAGAUUGAUGCUGAGCUCAAGGCUGAGGAUGAGCAGCGUCUGAGGGACAAGGGUAUCAAGCACUAA